AUGCAGAACCGACCAGGGUAUUGCAGCUAUUGCUGUGUGCACUAUGAUAACCUGGAGCAGCACGUUUCCAGCGCUCAGCACAGAUACUUGACUGCACAGAACAGACAGCGGAGGGGCACCAUGAGUUUGAUGGAGCGUUUCUUGCAGGAUGUACUGUGGCAUCACCCAUAUCAUUAUCAAGAAAGCAGAUCAAUGCAAAGUGAGAGACUUGUUAUGACUACUGCAUCACCUCUUGAAGUGGUUCCUGUUGAUGAUUUUAUUCCUGAAGAAAUGACUGAGGAUGCUACUGGAGUCAGAGGAGAGAUAUCCACCAAGAGUUUUGGACCUACUGAAAAGUUGUAUUCUAGACCUAGUAAAUCUCAGGAAUAUAUACAGGGUGUUUCAAUUCGACCAUCCGUUAUUCAAAAACUGGAGAAGGGACAGCAGCAGCCCUUGGAGUUUGUUCAUAAAAUCGGGCACAGUAGGAAAGAAUUGAAUCCAGUAGGCAUUGGUCAAGCUACAAACGAUGGGCGAAACUUAGUCUCAGUGAUUUCUAAUGCUUCUACUAGUCGUUUACUUGGGAGUUCUCAUGAUAGACCAGUUACUAUGACUAAGUUACCACCAGCAGCCCUUUUGGAUUCAGUUAGCAAACAUGAUCCAAACAACUUUGCCAGAUAUCUUGAACCACUGGACAGGGGCUCUAGAAAUCCUUUGCUGUCAUCCCAUCUAGAAACUUCUGCAGUUUCAUAUCAGAAAACUAAAGAAUCAAACAAGAAAUCUUUAUAUAUAAAUUCAGAUAAAUUGGUCAUAAAGGAAGAUGUAAAAUCUCAGCGUGAAACUUUGUCAACUGGCUUUAAAUUCCAUGAGUUGAUGGGUACUGAAGGCUCCUUAAAAUUUGAAUCUCUUUCCAAAUUAGCAGUAAACCCAGCAAUCAGCCUGAAUAAAAUUGAUAUGCCUUCUAAUAAAGGAAUCUUUGAAGAUGCCAUUCCAAAGUGCUGUGAGAGAUUCUUUUCUAAUAUGGAUUGUACCCAAGAAGAAAAGCAUUUGGUUUUUAACAAGUCAGCCUUUUUGGAGCAGAGGAGCUCAGUGAGAUCUGAAAUGCAGUUUGACUGUGGCUCUGUUCAGUCAGUGUCUAGUCAACCCCAAGACGCUGUACGAGACCUUUGGAAUGAGGAGCAGAUUGAGCAAGAAGAUCAGAACUGUGAAUCGAGGGGUUCUGAAACAAGUGUUGAUUGCAGUUCCUCUUUCCAUUCACUGACUGACCAGUCGAAAGGGACUGCCAAAGAAACAAACCUUUCGAAGGAAGAGCAUGCUGAUUUGCAGUAUAAGAAUAAUGAAUCUUGUGUUUCUGAAAUAAGUUCUGACUCUAGUGGCUCUCUUCACUUGACUACCAAGAGAACUCAAGUAAUUGUUGAAGAUACGUGUCUUCAGAAGGCAAUGCAUAUUAGCUUGGUUGAUGAAAGCUAUGAAUCUAGUGAUUCUGAGAUUAAUUUUGAUUGCAGUGCCUCACUUCAGUCAACUGAUGACUGCCCGCAACAGCCUGCAAAGGAAAUAAACCUUCUUAAGGAGGUACACGUGGGCUUGGUUGAUAAGAACUAUGGAUCUAGUAGCUCUGAAAUAAGUGCUGAUUCUGUUUUCCCACUUCAAUCAGUGGUUGACCAACUCCCCGCAGCUGUCAGAGAAACAAAACUUCGGAAGAAGGUUCACGUUGGCUUGGUGGAUAAGAACUACGGAUCGAGUUGUUCUGAAACAAGUUUUGAUUGUGAUAUUUCUCUUCAGUCAGUAGUGGACCAUCCCCAGCUGGCUGUCAAGGAAAGAAACCUAAAGGAUAGGCGUGUUUGCCUGGGAGAUAAGAACCAUAAACCCAGUGGUGUCUCUCUAGAGACAGUGACUGAUGAACCUCAGAGGGCUGUGGAAGAAAUAAAUCUUCUGAAAGAGAAAAAUGACCUUGUGGAUAUGAACUGUGAAUCUCAUGGUCCUGAAAUGGGUUUUCACACUGAUGCUCAAUUAGUGGCUGACCAAUUGCAAGCAGCAAUUAAAGAAGUGCACUCUCGAGAAGCAGCUGUUGACCAGGAGAAUAAGAGUGUUAAAUCCAGUGUUUCUGAUCUAAGUUUUGAUUCUCAUGCUUCUCUUGAUCAGUUAGCUAAUGAUCUAUCUCAAGGGGCUCUGGGUGAAAUAAAUCUGAAAGAGUUAAAUGUUGACAUGGAUGUUAAGAGCAAUGGGUGCUCUAGUUCUGAGCUGACUUUUGAUUCGGAUCCCCCUCUGCUGUCAGUUACUGAGCAUUCCGAGCUUGAUGUUGAGGAAAUAAGAAAAAAGCACAUUCACCUGGGAGAUGAGAGUUAUGAGUCGAACAGUUCUGAAAUAACUUUUGAUUCUGAUAUUCCGUUUUGCUUAGUAGUUGACCAAUCUCAAGUAGAUGUUUAUGAGGAGGAACCUAUUCAUCUGGAAAAUAAGAGUAAUGGCUCUUGUGUUUCUGAAAUAACUUUUGAUUCUGACAUGCCUCUUCAUUCAGGGACUGAUCAACCUGAAGUAGCUGUUAAAGAAAUAAUCACUCAGAAAGAAGAGUAUGUACAGUUAGAGAGGAAGAAUGAUGAACCCAGUAGUUAUGAAAUAAGUUUGGGUUCUUAUGAGGCUCAUUCAAUGAUUAGCCCUCGUCCAAUGACUAGCCCUCCUGAAGUUGCUGUUAAAAAGCUAAAUCUCCCUAAGGAAGAGCACGUACACUUAGAAAACAAGGGUGGUGGACCUAGUGUUGCUGAAAUCAGUUUGAAAUCUGAUCUUUCCCGUCAUUUAGUGAUUGAUCAUCCUGACAUAGCUCUUAAAGAAAUAAACCAACAGAAAGAAGAACAUGCAAACUUAGAAGAUAAGGGUAAUGAAUUAAGUGUUUCUGAAACAAUUUUGGAUUCCAGUAUCCCUCUUCAGUCAGUGACUCACAAACCUGAAGUAGUUGUUAAAGAAAUGUGGCUUCAAAAAGAAAAGCAUGCUAAAUUCAAAGGUAAAAGUGCUGAAUUUAGUGGUUCUGAAAUAAAUUUAGAUUCUAAUGUCUCUCACUAUUCAGUGACUGAACCUCAAAUAGCUGUUAAAGAAAUAAAUGUUCAGAAAGAAGAACAUGUUGUUCUAGAAAAGAAGAGUGAUAAAUGUAGUGUUUCUGAAAUAAUUUUGGAUUCUAAUGUCCCUCCUCAGUCCAUGACUGACCGGCCUCAGCUCGCCCAUUUGAAGGAAAAACAUGUUGAUGUGGAAGAUACAAACAGUGAAUCGAGUGACUAUAAAAUAAGUUUUGAUUCUAAUAACCCUGCUCUUCAGCCAUUGACUGAACAAUUUCAGGAAGCAGUUAAAAAAAAAAACCUGUGCAAGGAAGAGGAUAUUGGCCUGGAGAAUAAGGUUGAUGAACUUAAUGGUUCUAAAUUAGUACUCGAUUCUGAUGUUUCUUUUCAGCCUGUGGCUGCCCAACCUGAGGUAGCUAUUAAAGGAAUAAACCUUGAGGGUGAAGGUCAUGCGUACUUAGAAGAUAAGAAUAGCCAAUAUAGUGGUUCUGAAAUGAGUUUGGAUUCUGAUUUCUUGGUUCAGUCAAUAAUUGAUCAAUCUCAGAUCACUAUUUUGGAGCAGGAGCAUAUUGAAUUAGAAGAUAAGCACAGUGAAUCUUGUGGUUCUGAAAUAAGUUUUGACUCUGAUGACCCUCUUCAGUCAGUGGCUGAUCAGCUUAGAGAUACUGUUCAAGAAAUAAGCCUUUGUAAGGUUGAAGUUGAUGUGAAAGGUAAGAGGGAUGAAUCUAAGGGUUUUGAAGUUAUGUAUGAUUCUGGUGUCCCUUUUCAGUCAGUGGCUGGUGAAACUGAAGAGGUUGUUAAAGAGAGAGACCUUUGGAAGGAACAUGUUGACUUGGAAGAUAAGAUUGUUCGACCUAGUGAUUCUAAAAUAAAUUUUGAUUCUGAUGAACCUCUUCAGUCUGUGGCUAAUGAAAUUCAAGAGGUUAUUACAGAAACAAAUCCUCUGAGGGAGGAACAUGUUUGUCUGGAUGAUAAGGGCAAUGAACCCAAUGAUUCUGAAAUAGUUUUUGUUUCAGAUGUCCCUCUUCAAUCAGUGGUUGAGCAGCUACACAUUUUGGAAAAGGAACAUGCCAAUUUGGAAGAAAAGAGCAGUGAUCCUUGUGAUCCUGAAAUAAGUUUUGAUUUUGAUGAUCCUCUUCAGUCAGUGGCUGACCAGAUUCAAAACGAUGUUAAAGAAGUAAGUCUUUGGAAGGAAGACUGUAUUUAUCUGGAAGAUAAGAGCUAUAAACUAGGUGAUUUUGAAGUAAAUUAUGGUUCUGAUGUUCUUGUUCACUUCGUGGCUGAUCAAUCUCCUUUGGCUGUCAAAGAAAUAAACUUGCAAAAGAGGGAUCAUAAUGACUUAGAAAAUAAGAACUGUGAACCUAGUGUUUCUGAAGUAAAAUGUGAUUCUGGUGUUCAUCUUCGGUUAGAACUAGACCACCCACAAGUGGUUUGCAAAGAAAGAAACCUUCAGAAGGAAGAGUAUCUUGGCCUAGAAGAAAAGAUCAGUGAACCUAGUGAUUCUGAGAUAAUGUGUGAUUCUGAUGUCCCUCUUCAGAUAGUAGUUAACGACUUUCAAGUGUCAGUCAAAGAAACAAAUCUCAAAAAGAUGCUGUUGGUGGAGGUGGUGACCAGCGAUAGUGAUUGUGAAAUGAUUUCUGACUCUGACAUCACUUUUCAGCCAGUGAUCGACUCACCUCAAAUGACUGUCAAAGAAAUCAACUGUAUCAAUAGAGAGAGUUUUGAUCCAGAAGGUGAGAGCUGUGAUUCUUGUGAUUGUGAGCUUGGAUACGUUUGUGAAGCUUCUCCACGACUGGUGGCAAACCAACCCAAAGAGACUUUCAAAGUAGUAAACCAGAAGAAAGACUAUAUUAUUCUGGAAGAGUCAAGCUGUGAGUGUUAUGGUUCUGAAAUAAAUUUUCAAAUUGAUGCCUCUCAUCAAUCCAUGACUUAUCAAUCACAAGAGCCUGAUAAAAAAAUGGCAAAAUAUAUUGACCCAGAAGAUAAGAGCUGUGGAUCUAAUAGUUCUAAAAGAAAUUUUAAAUGGGAAGACACUUCUCAAUCAGUGACUCACCAACUGCAGAAAGCUGACAAAGAAGCCAGCCUUUGGAAAGAUCUAGAAAAUAUUGGCCUAAAAAACAGGAACUGUGAAUCGAGUGUUUCUGUGAUGGAUUGUAAUGCCUCCCCUGAGUCAGUGAUCCAUCAAAUGACUGAUAAAGAAAACCUUUUGAAGUUGAGACAUACAGAUCUAGAAAGUGUAAGCUAUGAGCCUUCUGGUUCUGGGAUGCGUUUUCAGUGCGAUCCUUCUCUUCAGUCUGACACUGAGCAGCCUCGAGAGGCUGUUAAUAAGAGGCUGUCUUUUAACCUGAAGGAAGCGAGUCAUGAUUCCCAUUCAGACUUUGUUCCCGUGGUUGAUUCUGUAAGGAACUUGGAAGUGGCAAAAGGGGUUGUGGAAGAUAAUCCUGAUGAACCAGUUCUUGAAGCCUUGCCUCAUGUCCCUCCUUCAUUUGUGGGGAAAACGUGGUCUCAGAUAAUGAGAGAAGAUGACGUGAAAAUUAACGCGCUCGUGAAGGAAUUUAAGGAAGGCCGUUUCCACUGUUACUUCGAUGAUGACUGUGACACCAGGAAAAUUAAAAAAAAAAAUUUGAAUGAAGGAAAAAAGAUUGCCUGGGAUGACCUCAGCGAGGACCCUGCAUCAAUUCAAGUUUUCUCAGAUUGUGAUGAUAAUGCAGGUGGUAUUUUGGAUAUUGAUAACUCUUCAGUAGCCUUAGAUAAACCUGGUGUUCAUUCUACAGCGAAGUUGCCUUAUGAGCAAACCUGGCAAGUGGCUUCUCGAUGCCAGGCUGUAAAACUCAGCCAUGGAAUGCAAACCAAUCUUACGAGUCACCUAGGGGUAAAAAGAAAACUCAUGAGACAGGAUGCAGACUCGCCAGCAAAGAAGGACAGAAAGACAAAAAGGAAAGUAAAAAUUGGAACAGUUGAAUUUCCUGAAUCAUGUAUUCAAGUUUUGAAGCCUUUGCAGCCCAGUGCCUUCGUCUGUGUUCUUUCUUCAAAUAUUAAGCGGAAGGAAGAUGAAUCCUUCAACUUAUCUACAAUGAGGCACCAAAGGGACGUAAAUAAUAAGAAUAUUAGCAUACAGUACAAAUAUAAAUGGAGUUCCUUUAGUUGUUAUGACCCAUUGAAUAAGCAAAUUGUAAUUGAUCCUGCUCUGAACAUAGAAGUACCAGAGUCUGACAGGACUAACUGUGUUCAAAUCCAUUUGAGUGACCUACAGUCCAGUGUGGAAGAUGGGGAUGCUCCUGGACAAAGCUCUGCCUCAGCAUCUUUUGUGUCAGGAAGACACGAAUUAAUGUCACAUCAGGGGACCAGUGGAUCUUCUGUGUUUCUGGAAAAACCAGAGAUUUUGAAUUCUAGUGAAGUUCCAGAGGAAAGUAAUUUCCAAUUAACUCUUUUAAAUUGUGAUGCUGCCAAAAGUGCUCCAAAAUCAGUUAGAACUAAGUUUUUAGAAAGUAAAAAGAAAAUUCAGAGAAGAAAAGUGACAACUAAUAAUAAGCCAGGUUUUCCCCAAAAGGCUUGUGAACCAAUUAUUCUCCAGCAAAGAAACAGAAUCAUUUCAGAACAACAUUCAGUUUGGAUUCGAACCAAACUAAAUGAUAUAAUUAGAAAGUAUAUUUUAAAAUACUCUGUGUUUUUGCGUCACAAAUAUCAGUCCAGGAGCACUUUUAUUAGAAUGCAUCUUAAGAAGAAAAAGUCUGAUGUCAGUAGGUUAACGAAGGUGAAGAGACCAGCCCAGAUGCUUUUGAACUCCUUGGUUCUGUCCACUGUUGCUGAGGAGCAGGUGAGAGCUAUGGCGAGCUCUCCUCCCAAGCAACCUGUGCAGGAUUCUUCCAGUGCUGUGGGAAGUAAGAGGAACGAUUUGCAGGUUUCUGACUUUGCUCCUGUGGACACGUACACCCGUACAAUCUCCAAGGGGUUUUCUUGA
This is a messenger RNA of Ceratotherium simum simum (southern white rhinoceros), 6981 nucleotides long. The record is from RefSeq and is a predicted model, not a curated record. NCBI's taxonomy places the organism in Eukaryota, Metazoa, Chordata, Mammalia, Perissodactyla, Rhinocerotidae.